AUGGUUUUCAUCAAGAGAUUAGUACCCCUUUCAAUUUUUUAUUGUUUUGAAGGAAUCAUGCUAGGACUGAUUUUAUACAGUGUUCCUUCUAAUUUGAUAGAUAAAGGUGUUGAGAUAAAUAGGUAUAACUUUUCAUUCGUCGUGUUAUUACCUUAUUUGAUCAGAUACAUAAUUGCACCUUUGAUUGAUAGUGUAAGUUGGGAUAAGAUUGGAAGAAGAAGAAGUUAGUUGACAGUCUUGUAUUUUGGAUUGGGGUAUAAUGUUGUUGAAAAUUCUUAGUGUUCUGUUAUAUUUUUCAAAUUUUUAAUCACUAGAUCCAAGUACAUGGUUUUGGAAUACAUUCUGGAUUGUAUGUUUUUUGGCUUGCAUUGAUUUAAUAAUAGCAGCUUGGUUAGUUGAAAGUUUAGACAAGCAAGAUAGAGGGUAUGGAGCAUUGGCUCAAUUUCUAGGAAUUUUGAUAGGAGGAUUUAUUGGAGCAUAUAUUUUUAAAAUGUUUAAUUCACUUGAGUUUUGUAAUACAUAUAUUUAUGCCAUUCCUUAAGAGAUACCAUAUAUUACUCUUUAAAGUUAAAAUAUAGAUUUAUUAUUAGUUGCAUUCAAAGAUUUAUCAUAUAUAUCAGUAGGACUUGCAGUUGCAUGUACAAUUAUAAUACAUAAUGAAAAAACAACUAAUUAAGAUGUAUGAAUAUCAUUAUAUUAGAUAAUCGAAGCUUAUAAAUCAGCUCUUGGAGCAUUUUCGAAUCGCCAUUUGAUUGUUCUCUUUUUGUUUUUUUGUUUUUUCAGAAUAGGGUAAAUGCCUAUUGAUUUGGCUCAUAUUCACUUAAAGAGAGGUUAAUUUACAGAAGGAUAAAUUUAAUUUCUGGAAAUAUUAACCUUUCCAAUUGCAUGUAUAUUACCAUAUUAUAUGGCAAAAAUGAUAAAGACAAGAGUUUUGGAAAUAAGACUAAUCAUAGUAUUUUCCAUUUAUGAAAUUGGUAUAAUAUAUUUAUUAAUUUAAUUCAAUUAGCCAUCUCAGGAGUAUUUAUCAUAACCUUGUUUGCUUCCGAGGAAAAUUUCCCAUUUCCAUAUAGAGAUACUUUGUUGAAAAUAUCAUUAAUAAGUGUUUGGUUAUUAAAUUUGAUUAACAUAACACUUGCUCAAUCAUUCAUUUAUAAAAGCACUUAAAGUUCAAUAGCAGCUACUUUCAUUGCUUUAUUAAGUAGAAAUAUUAAUUAAUAAAUUAAGCCACUGGAAUUAACUUAUAAUUCAUUUUUGAAGGAUUGGUGGAAUAUUUAUUAGCUAAUUAUAAUUAUUAUUUGAUUUGGAUAUGUGGAGUAGGUAUAUAUGCAUUAUUUUUUUUCCAUUUGGCUUCAAGAGCAACUAUGAUUGAUUAAUUGAAUUGCUAAGAGUUUUGUUUAGAAAUUGAUAUCAAAAAAGAAAAGCUUCUAAUUAAUACUGAAUUAGCAACUUUGUCAUGA
Molecule: messenger RNA, 1457 nt
Organism: Paramecium pentaurelia
Lineage: Eukaryota; Ciliophora; Oligohymenophorea; Peniculida; Parameciidae
Source: the annotation of a GenBank genome assembly